Acanthopagrus latus (yellowfin seabream) is the source of this 2121-nucleotide messenger RNA. RefSeq names its product CDP-L-ribitol pyrophosphorylase A (gene crppa). Gene Ontology annotation, cellular component: cytosol. The transcript has 10 exons. Gene Ontology annotation, molecular function: D-ribitol-5-phosphate cytidylyltransferase activity. Gene Ontology annotation, biological process: isoprenoid biosynthetic process; protein O-linked glycosylation via mannose. Lineage: Eukaryota; Metazoa; Chordata; Actinopteri; Spariformes; Sparidae. Bases 152 to 1495 code for a protein of 447 amino acids. The record is from RefSeq and is a predicted model, not a curated record.
GUUCACCGGAAGUCCGCCAUUUUACUGUCCGGACUUGAUGGCGCUGUUUCUCAAACCUCCAUCCACGCUGCCGCCGCGUCCCCACCCCGCCCACGAACUUGUAAAUGGACAGUUCUGGGAAUGACCUGUCGUGACCUCCACCCACGAACUGAUGGAGGUUAACAACACCGACAUGCAGGGAGAUCACUGUGGGCCGGACAGGCCCGCUCAUCCAGGGAUUUUCCCAACCGGUGAGGCCGGGAAGAGCGAACACAAGCCGGCCGAGCGCAGCGUGGACUUCCCGGUGUCUGUGGUUCUUCCUGCCGGCGGCACCGGGGAGAGAACCGGGCUGCAGACACCUAAACAGUUCUGCUCGUUUCUGGGUCGGCCGCUCAUAAGCUACACUAUCCAGGCUUUCGAGAGGGUGUCAUGGAUCCAGUGCAUUGUUGUGGUUGUUGCCAAAGAAAACAUGGACCUGAUGACGGACAUCAUCCAGCGCUUCCAGCACAGGAAGGUCCGAGUGGUGCCAGGCGGUUCGACUCGCCACAGGUCGAUAUGUAACGGAGUGCUGGCUCUGGGCGAAGGUGAUGGAGAGGAGCAGAGUCCCGCAGCAGACAGACCAAAGGUGGUCAUCAUCCACGAUGCCGUCCGGCCGUUUGUGGAGGAGGACUUUCUGUACAAGAUAGCCAUGGCUGCCAAGGAACAUGGGGCAGCAGGAGCCAUCCGACCUCUUGUUUCCACCGUGAUAGCCACCACGUCAGAAGGCUACCUGGAUCACUCUCUAGAGCGGGCCAAGUACCGAGCCAGCGAGAUGCCUCAGGGAUUCACAUAUGAUGUCAUCUAUCAAGCCUAUCAGAGGUGCACUGAGUCAGACUUUGAGUUUGGCACCGAGUGUCUUCAUCUGGCUCUGCAGUACUGUGGCACCAACGCCAAGCUCAUCCAGGGUCCGCCAACACUGUGGAAGGUAACCUACAAAAGAGAUCUGGCUGCUGCAGAGUCCAUUAUCAAAGAGACUCUGUCGCAGUCGGCCUGUAUCAUCACAGGUGGAUCUGCACAUGCUGCGACGCUGGCUGAUGGCCUCCAGAAGGCUGCCGAAGGUCUCCACAUGGAGCUGGAUGUCAUCCAGGAUCUGAUGGGAGAAAACACCGGAUAUCUACUGAAGGAGUGGAACUUCAUUCAGAUUUCUGUCAAUCGUUCUGGCCUGUCUGAAGUGGAGGACUUGCUGAAGGAUUUGGAAGCAGUGAAUCGGGCUCUACUCCAUCCGCCGGUUAUCAUUUGGGUGCAUUUGAGAGCUUCAGAUGAGCCGUCCAUCAGUGGGACAGUGGCAGAGCCAGCAGCCAUCAUGGACCUGGCCUCCGCAGCCAAGCUCCGAAAUGUUCUCCUCUACGGCAUCCAGGUUCAUCAGUCAAAGGACACCGAGCGUUGGGAGAGGUCAGUGCUGAAGGUGGCCGAGAUCACGUCAGCCCUGAUCCGGGAGAGGAGCCCCGCCCUGGUGGGACAGCUUCUGCAGGCGUGAGGGGGAAACAAGCAUCCACAGAAAAUCCCCUCAGUGUGACUCAUGAGCACUGCAGGGAUGAGACAAUGGUGUUUAUCCUGCUUUUAGAUCCAUCUCUUUAUCAAUUACAGCAGAGUCAGAGGGGUAUUCCCAAUUUCCAAGUCCAGGGACUUUCAAGAGGCCGACUUGAAACGAGAAUUGGUGAAAUCGAAGCUGGAGAGGCUGAAAUAUCCUGAUUUUAGUCCAAAGUGUUGGUCAGCCUCUGUGAGUACUACCCUUCCCACAAUGCAGCGUUAAUUGAACCCUCACACACAUCUUUCAAACUCAGUGGCUUUCUGCAGCGGUCUUCCUCUAAAUUAUGCUUCUGUAAAGUGACCAGCGGGUUUUUUGGGUUUUUUUGUUUUUUUUUUUCCGAUGUUCUCCGGAGGUAAAUGAAAAGAGGAAGUUACAUCGCAAACAAACAAAAUUAAAAACAAUCCCGUAUCUGAAUUCAUGCCGUCGACGGUCUGUUAACUUAAACUGCUGCAUCGUGUCAUAACCACUGCUCUUACCUCUGGAUAGAGGGUGCGCAUAUUUUUGUACCUCAUCACUGCUGCCUGUUUAAAACGAUAAAUGUGGCACAAUAAAGAUGUUUUUUUUUCAUAAUC